CCGUGUGUGCGCAGCACUGACUGUAGGAGCAGGAGCGAUGGCUGACAGCAAGCCGAGGAGAAGGUGGAGCAUGGACCGUAAUGACGAGUUUCGCCUGGUGCUGGUGGGCAGGACGGGGGUGGGGAAGAGCUCCAGUGGCAACACCAUCCUGGGAGAGCAGGCCUUCACCUCGUCUGUCAGCGCAGCCUCAGUGACCCGUCAGUGCAGUAAGAAGAGUGGUCGUGUGGGGAGACAUCAUGUGACUGUGGUGGACACUCCAGGUCUGUUUGACACGUCCCUGAGCCAGGAGGAAGUGGACCGAGAGGUGUCCAAGUGUGUGAACAUGUCCUGCCCAGGGCCCCACGCCCUGCUGCUGGUGCUGCGCGUGGGCCGCUUCACCCCAGAGGAGCGCGCCGCUGUGGACGGGCUGGAGAGGAUAUUUGGCCCCGGAGCCUGGAGGUACACUCUGGUCCUGUUCACACACGCAGACCCCAGCUCCCUGCAGCAGGCCCUCACAGACUCAGGGCCCGAGGUGAAGGAGGUGAAGGAGGUGCUGAAGCGUGCGGGGAACCGAUACCACCCACUGGACAACCAGAGGGCCGAUGACCGCUCCCAAGUGCUGCAGCUGCUGGAGAAGGUGGAGAGUAUGGUCCAAAACAACGGAGGAGAGUUCUACAGCAACCCCACAUAUGUGGAGAUGACGGAACUGUUAAAAGUGAGGGAGGAACAGCUGAGGGAGAAAUACGAGCAGGAGCUGAAGGAGAGAGAGAGGGCUCUGGAGCAGAAGUACCAGGAGAAGCUCAACAAAGCCCUCAACGAUGUGAACGAGCAGAGGACUCUGCUGAAGAGCAAGGAGGACGAGAUGGAGGAGCUGAGGAGGUACUACAAGGCUGCGCAGGGUCAGAGCCGCAGAGUGGCAGAGGAGAUGACCAAGAACGACUCACUGGACAACAUGAGCUACCACCGCACCCUCUCCUACCUCCCCCAACACAAACAGCAGAUGGACUCUUAAAAUCUUACCUCUUAAAAACUGUGUAAAAAUACAAAGAAAACAUCAACCAUGAUCAAAUCAAAAUGAUGAUAUAUAUUUCUUGGCAGAUCCCUCACCACUGUAAUGGUGCAGGCAGACUCAGGUUAGAAUGUUAUAAUGUGCAUCAAACCACAGGUGCUCACUGUGAUGACUGUGAUCUACGGCCGUCCAGAGGCGCGGGGGUGGAUCCCAAAGACAUUUUAUUAACUUCUGUGAAGUGUUUUGCCUGUGGGGAAGUGACUGUGGGCCACAUUAUCACUUCUGGACAUGUUAUUGCUUUAUCUUUGUCUGUACAGCAGGUGGUGGAACCUCCACCACCAAAUGUACAAAGUGCACUUUUAAAAUCUGUGACCAACCUAUCGUCAUCAUGAUUCAUAUUUUAAAUGUAAAUCUAAGAGGAAACAUUGUAUAUAGUGUUUAAAGGUGCUGUGAUUUCAACAGUUUGCAGUGGUUCAAAGUUCUUCCUCACUGUCAAGCUCAAAACUCAAAAGCUCAAAAGCUCAAAAGCUCCGCCCCUCUGCUCCUUGUCUUCACCUCCACUCCUAAAUCCAUUCACUUCUCCAGUUUAUUCCUAGUCUGGCCAGUAGAUGGCGCCUCAAAUCCAGGUGAGCCUAAUGUGAAGGGAAAACAGAAACACCGGUGAGGAAGUUUACCUGUAAAAUUAGUUUUUGAGUGUAGUUAAAACAAUGAAAAUGGUGUUAAGACCUGAAGGACACAAUAGUGUAAAAAUAAUCUGACCUAAUGUAUAAGUAAAGUGAAUAUUCUGUUUAAUUUAAGUCGCACAAUGAGAAGCUUUAAAUGCAAUUGGCAAUUUUAUUUAUUUUUUAUUUUUUUAGUUAACAGGAGCUUAAUAAAUAAUAAAAAAAUAAAUCAUAAAAGUAAUUUAAGUUCUUAAAAUGUUAAAAGCUAAACUGAAU
Molecule: messenger RNA, 1926 nt
Organism: Boleophthalmus pectinirostris (great blue-spotted mudskipper)
Lineage: Eukaryota; Metazoa; Chordata; Actinopteri; Gobiiformes; Gobiidae
Product: GTPase IMAP family member 9-like
Exons: 5
Coding region: 38-991 (317 amino acids)
Molecular function (GO): GTP binding
Source: RefSeq, a predicted model, not a curated record